This is a messenger RNA of Pseudomassariella vexata, 1019 nucleotides long. RefSeq lists its product as uncharacterized. The record is from RefSeq and is a predicted model, not a curated record. The transcript is spliced from 4 exons. NCBI's taxonomy places the organism in Eukaryota, Fungi, Ascomycota, Sordariomycetes, Amphisphaeriales, Pseudomassariaceae. The coding region runs from base 215 to 766 and encodes 183 amino acids.
GACAGAAGUCUACAAACUUCGGCAGUCUCGUCGCUCAUUGCCCCUUUUGUUCUGAACUCGGAGUUUUGUUGUGUCUUGUUUGGCUCCUUUUGAUGAUUGGGCCUAGCGUUUUCCUCAGCUGUUUUAAGGUGCUUGUCCUUUCUGGCUACCGGUGAUCCGAACCCAAUUACUCUAUCGCAUCCACUUGCUGCCGCAAGCGCCUUGUCAAUAAACCAUGGAUGGCUACAACGAAUUUCGCACGGCACGGGUGGCCGAGAUCCUCUCGGACUUUCGAACCCUGCAGUACUACAUCGCGGCAGCACCGGUAGACCCGGCUAACUCGGAAGACUACUACACGGAAGGCUGGGCAGCUCUGCGGCAGUGUGCCCUGGACGGCCAACAUAUCCUCAACUGUGCCGCUGACACUUCGGUCCCGGAAACGACGGGCGGCGAGGAAGAGCAGGCCAAGGCCGAAUUAAAACAAGUGGCUCUCGACGCCUACGCCCGACGACACGAGGCACAGAAGAUCUACCUCCGCCAGGCUGCGGCACAACGCUGGGUCGAGUAUCGAGACCAUAUUCUCCAGGGCAACAGACCCAGCACGGCUCAUAGACGACAACUGAGAGCAUGUGACGAGCAACUGCGCAAUGAAUUCGCACAGAUCGCCGACAAUACCAUAUACGGUCAACUGCAAGCCUCGGAUAUGACUAUGAGCCGCUGGACGGCAGAAGACCCGAGCCUGCGUGCCGUCCAGCGCUGGGUACGCUCACGGCCGAGGGCCACUUAAAAAGCACCAAAAUAUUUGAAAUCAACUCCAGCAUCAUCUUGCGAGUACCUAGAAAGUCUUCCGGUAAUACGAACAUACACGACGAAAGGAGACCGAGGAAUAUGAGAUGCAAUCUCCUUGUUAGCGAAAGGAAGACAAGACUGCCUGGUGCAGAGAUCUACUUCCAUCAUUAGGUUUUGAGGAAGACGUUGCACUUAUUGUAUAUACCAAUCAGCGAAACCCGAAGCUGCUGAUGCGGUGCUAUGAAAUAGAG